GCAAUUGUCACUAACAAAUAAACCAUGGGCACACCAAGAAACAGCGCUGAAGAGGAAAUACAAUUCCAGAAAAAAAGUUUGGGUAGAUAGCAGCUUUGAGCGGGUUUCGUAUGGGGCUGUACUACCAAGAAAGAUGCAACAUUAGCUUUGUUGACACGUGGACCUUCCUGCGGUGCGCCUUAAAGGAGAAGCACUCCUAGUCUGAUGGCAGCUGCGGCAAAAUGAGUCAAUAUUUACUUUAUAUUAAGAUACGAAGUCGUCCACGAUAAUUUGCACUGUUUGCAAAUUAUGCGGGGUAGUUCCCGGGAUAGUUUCCCGGACAGUUGCAGAAUGCCACGCAGGCAGACCGUAAUCGCAGCAACUCUGUGGAAGGAGGAGAAGCGGGGUGAGUAGCUGCUGCGACAUUCCACAAACGCGGAAUGACCCCCGGUCAGAAACCAAGGCAAUCAGUCGGUCAGUAAAAUGACGAAAAUAAGGAAAUUGUUCCGAGGCAGCGGCAGGAUCCUAGGUCUGAUUUUUGCGGCUUCGAUUAUCUGGCUGAUCUUUGACAUGGCAGCGCUGAGGUUUUCCUUCACCGAGAUCAACAGUAAACUUUCCAAGGAGGAAUUCCUGCGCUUGGAGCGUCUCAGGUCGAAGGUGCUGCAGGACGAGGGGUUGCACAAAAUGUUCCGGAGAAGGCCGGGUGGUGGGCUGGUUGGAGGGGAGAGGGUCACCAGGGCUCUCCGUGGAAACCCCGCCGCCCCGAGCCGGCAGCCGGGCGGUGCGGUGGGUUUUGUGCGGAAUAACGAGGAUUUGCGCGCCCGUGCGGCCGCCAAACAGGCCCCAGACAGCCAGCUGCCUUUGGCCGCAGCCGGAACGGUCUGGAAGGAGCCGGACCCUCAGCCCACGGGACCCCGCAGCGACCACCCCCCACUUGCGGACCGAGCCGCCGGCGCCCGGACAACUGUCGCGCAUCCCGGACCGGCGGACGCGGCUUCUUCGCCCACCUUCCUGCCGGGCCCGGGGCAACGAUUAUCUGCGGUCCAAGCGCUUCAGCCUGGUCAGCCGGCGAGCCGGGACGCAGCAGACGUCGGGGUGAUAGUUGUGACAGAGCUGGACCGGGAAGGACAGGUGAACCGCAGCGGACCGGGCAGGGCAGGCGCGGCCGAGGCAAAGGCUGGCACAAACCGCUCGGGAGUGUCAGUGGCUGCAGAUGGACUGGGUUACUGGGUGCCCCUGCCAGGCGGAGACCAGUGGACAGCAGUGAAUGCACCGGUCCGGGCGGCCGGCGCUGUGCAGAUGAAGGAUAUGGUGAACCAAUCACACAAUGAAGCUAAGAAUGGACUAAAGGGUGGAUUUACCAAUAAUACGGAAAAUAAAAUUACUGUCGGUGGUAAAGCAUGGGAUGGGGCCCCAGGUGACCCUGUCAACAAUAUGGAUCGUAAGAUUCCCGUCCACAGUAAGAUUUGGAAGGGGUCGCCAGGUGAACCUGUCAAUAUUACUGACUCAAAGAAUGUUGGAUUAAAGCAAAACAUGAUUAAGUAUACACCUUUAACCAAUGUGGUAGACAAAACGCCAAUUAAUCACGUUGAAAGUAAAAACAUGCCACUUGUUACCGAGAAAAGGGAUUCUUCGGUUAAGAUUGUGGAAAAAGUAAACGUUAAAAUCAAUGAAACGAACGAUCACCGGCUAGGAGGCAAUGUUUUAAAAGGACCAGUUGCUAAUUUGGAAUCUGCCGUAGCAGUACACAAGGUUUUAUCGAUUGACAGGACUAUAUCGCCACGUAACCCUGGGGCUGCCGGUCAGUUUGGGCACCCUGCGGUUGUGCCGAAGGAAGAAGAAGAAAGGGCAAAGGAGAAAUGGAAUGAGGGGCAUUUUAACGUCCAUCUCAGUAAUAUGAUCCCACUGGACAGGAGUAUCCCAGAUACAAGGCCAAAAGGGUGUUCCGACCAAUUGGUUCACAACAGCCUUCCAACAACCAGCAUUAUCUUGUGCUUCGUCGAUGAAGUGUGGUCUACACUUUUAAGGUCUGUUCAUAGCAUCUUCAAUAGAUCACCUGCUCAUCUCAUUAAGGAAGUUAUUCUUGUAGAUGACUUUAGCACUAGAGAAUACCUGAAAGAGAAUUUAGACAUGUAUAUGUCACGGUUCCCAAAAGUUCAUGUUAUUCACCUACAGGAGCGUCAUGGUUUAAUUCGAGCCAGACUUGUGGGAGCAGCAAAUGCAACAGGAGAUGUUCUAACAUUUUUGGAUUCCCAUGUUGAAUGUAACGUUGGUUGGCUGGAGCCACUUUUGGAAAGGAUCCACUUAAAGCGAACAAAAGUAGCCUGCCCUGUCAUAGAAGUUAUCAGUGAUGAGGAUAUGAGUUAUAUAGGAGUGAAUGGUUUUUUACGAGGAGUGUUUACCUGGCCGAUGAAUUUUGGGUGGAAGACAAUACCUGAAGAAAUUAUUAAAAAAUACAAUCUAACAGAAAUGGAUCCAAUAAAAUGUCCAAUAAUGGCAGGAGGAUUAUUUUCUAUUGAUAAGAAAUACUUUUAUGAACUGGGUACUUACGAUACAGGCUUGGAAGUCUGGGGUGGAGAAAACAUGGAGCUGUCUUUUAAGGUUUGGAUGUGUGGAGGAGAGAUUGAGAUUAUCCCCUGUUCAAGAGUUGGCCAUAUUUUUCGUGAUGGCAAUCCAUAUACAUUUCCAAAAGAUAGAAUUAAGACAGUGGAGCGGAAUUUGGCACGUGUGGCGGAGGUUUGGCUGGAUGAGUACGUUGACGUCUUCUAUGGUCAUGGUUACCAUCAUCUUCUUAACACAAAUAACAUUGAAUUUAACAUUGGAGACCUAAGCAAGCAGAAAGAACUCCGGAAAAAACUUCAAUGUAAGAGCUUCAAGUGGUAUUUAGAAAACAUUUACCCUGAUAUACAAACAUCUUUAGUGAGAUCUGAUGGCUUGCUGUUUAAUGUUGGAACAAGGAAAUGCCUUGCUGUUGAAAAUGGCACAUUUUCAUUUGAAUUGUGUGAUAUUAAUAAAAAGAACCAGCACUUUAGCCAUUCAUGGUUAAGGCUAAUACAACAAAGGGACUUGUGCAUGGCGUUGUUGGACACCAAACGGGAAAUUGGCAUGAAACCUUGUAAUAAAAAAAGCAACAAUCUGAGGUGGCUCCAUCAGUCAUUUACAGCUGAUUCAACAUUAAUAGAUCAUAUCCUUUGGGAGGUCUCUCAGUUUCCUUUGUGUUUAGAAGGUAAUCUGUUUGGAAAAGUCUUGAUGAUAAACUCUUGUGAUCCAGAUAACUCCCGUCAGAAAUGGAAAUUUACGAACUAUUAUAAGGAUUAAUGGAGGUAAUGGUGCGAUGACAGCCUGUGGUGAUACGGGCAUUUUAAAGGGCUACCUGUUUGAAAUAUUAUUUGUUUGGGAUGAUGAUGCCAAAGCCAAUGACGUUGAACAAAAACGUAUGAUCUUAACCUCAAUAGCCUGAGAAGAAGUUUUAAAGAUAAAUAUUUCCAAGUGGUACCAAAGAGAACUGGAAUAUAGGGCAUUUUGCAAUACUUGGCUUGAAUCAUGAACAAUAAUAUUUUUCUGCUCUUACAGAAAAAUUAAACCUUAUGUUUCAUCUAAUAUGAUGUAAUUUCUCACCUACUUUAUAUUUAGAAAACUGGAAAUUAAUUUAUUACAACAAUAGUAAACACAAAUCACUUGAACUUGCUUUCAAAAUCAUACUUUGAUAUCUGUAUCAAAAAGAAAGCUUUAAGUAUUCAUCUAACUCACAAGAUGGGAUAAGAUAAAAAUAAUUAAAACAGUAUUUCUGUUUUUAGGUUUAAGUUUGUGUUUCAUUUGGUUCUAAUGAAAAGGGAAUUUUGCUUGCAGUCUUCUAUGAUGGAUUAGUGCUUCUAUUUUCAAAAAGUUUCCUUUUAACAUGAGCCUGAAUAUUUUGGACAAUACUCUAAGGAAUUUUCAUCUGAAUGUUAUAUAGCAAUUUGUAAUUCAAACGUGUAAUCAAGUUUAAUAACCACCAGAAAGUGUUUGUGACCAGCAAAAAGACCAAUAACAGUGAAGGAAAAUGUAAUAGUAAUAUUGUAAACCUGUGAUGUUGUAUGAGUAGACACAAUGCAAACGAAGCCUGUACUUGAACAAAAUGAGAAGUGACCUUCCCGAAUCGCACAAGAUUGUGAGAUGAGUAGACAGAGAGUUAGCGUUCCCCUGGCUGUAUCAGGUGUGAUACAAGUGUGGCCAUAUUCCAAACCACGAUGAGAAGUGUCUUCAAGCAAAGAAUGCUGAAUCUUCAGGAUUCACAAUGUAAGAGUGCUAUGGAGUCCGGUCACUGAGUAUGCUCAUCGAGAGACAGAUAGUUGUUUAAAUAUUUGGAAAAUAGAGAUACAUAGUGUUAGUGCUGGAAAGUGACAUAGAUGUAAAACAUCUACUUAACAUCUUGAAUGCCAAAGCAAGCGUGGGGAACUGAGGUAAGAAGCUAUUCUUGCUUGUCUGCCUUUGAACUCGUUGAGGGCAAACAAGACAUAAACAUCUGUGGAGCAGAUGACAGAAGAAUAGGCUGAAUUUCGUUAGUUGAACCCCUUCUUCCUUCCCCUCCCUUAUCCUGCCGUAUGGGUAUUUAUAGAACAAUCUGGUCUGGUGAGGGUCUUGUUUUACUUGAAAUCAGGUGUUCCAAACUUAGAAGCAGAACUUAAAUAGACUCAAAUAUUUACUUUCAGAAUCGCAGUAUAGCCUUAUUGGCACUAAUGGGAUGUGGGAAAUCCAUUGAUUGAUCAUCGUCACCUCUCCUCCUAUGUACACGUAUCACCUACACAGCCAAGCUGAUAGACAAAGUGCAAGUGUAUAAAUAGUAAUUGCUCCUUCUGGGAAGCAAAUCCCUUCCGCACCCCCCCCCCCACCUUUCUUUAUUCCCCACUCACACUUUUUUCUUCUUCUCACCUACUUAUUACUUCCCCCAAGUCCCCUCCUCCUUUCUCCUACAGUCCGCUCUCCUCUCCUGUCAGAUUACUUCUUCUCACCUUUCCCACCUACCUGGCUUCAUCCAUCACCUUCUUGCUACCUUCCUUCCGCUCCCUCACCUUUUCAUUUUGGUGUUCUCCCCCUUACUUCCCAAUCCUGAAGAAGGUCACCCCCCCCCCCAAAAAACAUCGACUUGUAGUCUCUUCCAUGGGUGCUGCUUGACCUUCUGAGUUCCUCCAGCAUUGUGUGUGUUGCUUUGAAUUUUGUUAGUGUUGGAACUCGAACAUGGUACUAUCACUCAUAGAGACAACGGUAAUCGAAGUUUUCCUUGCAACCGUUAAGGAAGAUUUACUUAAUUCCAAAAAUGCAAAUAUUGACAAUUGAUUGUUCAGAAAAGGGAUUUGUAUAUUAAAAAAACACAGCAAAGAGAUAUUUCUGCUUUGAACUUGGCACAACUUUUAGGUUAGACAUCUUGGAUGCCGGAAGAGGUUACGCUUUAAUUACAAAUACAUUGUCCAAUCACAUUGUCUACAAGCAGUGCAAUGUCCAAUGUCAAAAUAAUUUUGCACUGUUGUGAAAUAAAAGACUUUUCUCUAAUUUUGGUUUCUGUAAAUUGUAAACAACUCUUCGACGGAUAAUGGCUCACACAUUUAUUCCUCGGGAGCUGUUUCACUCAGUUUGCCGAUGAAAACAGGCCAAAGCUAAGUGGGAAUCAUGUUUUCAGCUUUAAUACUAAACUAUAUUUUAAUUCUGAAUAAUGCAAUAGAUUAGACAAAAAGAGAAAGUACUGCCUUCUGUUUGAGGAAUCUAGGUAUAAAAUUCUACUUAAAUGUUCGGUAAAUAAUUUGGUCACACUGCUGUAAAUAUCUCAUUUAUCACAAUUGUUUAACAUUUUAGUCAAAUAAUAAUUUCUUAUUACAGCUAAAUAUUUUGAGUCCCACUAGGUUAUUUGACUGCUUUUUUUUUGUCAUUUUGCUUUUAAAAACUGAUGGUCACUUUCUUAGCAUCUAAUGGUUUUACUAAGUUACACACAGAAAAUGCUGGAGGAACUCAGCAGGCCAAACAGCAUCUUUGGAGCAGAAUAAAUAGUUAAUGUUUCCCUCUUCAUCUCCACUCCCUACCCACCUACUUUCCCCCUCACCUGGCUUCACCUAUCACCUUCUAACUUGUUGUCCUUUCCCAUCCCCUGCUUUCUUAUUUUGACUUCUUUUUCGUUCUGAUGAAGGGCCUCGGCCCAGGACGACGAUUGUUUGCUGUUUUCCAAAGAUGUUGCCUGGUCAGCCGAAUUCCUCCAGCGUUUUGUGUUGUUGCUAUGGGUUUCCAGCAUCUGCAAAUUUUAUUAUUUGUUUUACAAAGCUGUUCUUUUUUCUCUUAUUUUAACCUAAGUAUUUAUUUGAAUUUGUCAAGUGGUGUGCUUCAGGCCUUUGUCAUUAUUAUUCAAAAUUGUAUCACAAAGGCAACGUGUCACCUCACAGAGAAGAAACUUGCUGCGGGAGAAGAUACUGAAUGAUGUAGAAUCUAUCCCCACAAAGAGCAAGAAGUUGAACAAUGUUGUGGUAAAUAUAAGCACCAGUAUGUUCCAUUGCACAUAUGGUGGUGAA
Molecule: messenger RNA, 6512 nt
Organism: Hypanus sabinus (Atlantic stingray)
Lineage: Eukaryota; Metazoa; Chordata; Chondrichthyes; Myliobatiformes; Dasyatidae
Product: polypeptide N-acetylgalactosaminyltransferase 5
Exons: 10
Coding region: 463-3297 (944 amino acids)
Cellular component (GO): Golgi apparatus
Source: RefSeq, a predicted model, not a curated record